Molecule: messenger RNA, 246 nt
Organism: Fusarium odoratissimum NRRL 54006
Lineage: Eukaryota; Fungi; Ascomycota; Sordariomycetes; Hypocreales; Nectriaceae
Exons: 1
Coding region: 1-246 (81 amino acids)
Source: RefSeq, a predicted model, not a curated record
AUGUUUUCCGAAACCCAUAGCAACGGACAACUCCCAACACCAAAACGAAAUUCAACAACACACAAUGAUAAGGGAGUUUCUGUUCACGUCAAGGACUUACCUGAAUCGCUUGACUUUUGGACAGUCCAGACAAACGGCAACCUGUCCGCUGCUUUUGAGCUAGAAUACGUCACUCAAGACUUUCCAAUUACUCUCAGUCAUGGCGAAGACCUUUCCACUUUCCAAGAAGCAUAUGAAAAUAAAUAA